Molecule: messenger RNA, 1888 nt
Organism: Pocillopora damicornis (cauliflower coral)
Lineage: Eukaryota; Metazoa; Cnidaria; Anthozoa; Scleractinia; Pocilloporidae
Product: UPF0193 protein EVG1 homolog
Source: RefSeq, a predicted model, not a curated record
ACAAACAUGGCGUCGAACAGACAACCAGUUGCUAAAGGUGGUUUGUGGUCAUCACAGUCAGCUCCAGUCAGCAAGGAGACUCAAAAUCUGUUAAAAGUUAUGAUGGAAGAAUCGAAGUUGACGAACUUUCAACGAAGACAGUUGCAAGACAGCAUGAAAAAGGGUCAAUCUCUACCUGUUGCCUGUAACCCCACAACAAGUAGAAAUGAAAGCAGAGUACAACUAACAAGUGCAUCCAAAAAACCAUUACCUAAAGUGAUGAAUGCAAGACACCUUUCGGGAGGAAAGAAGACAAAGGAGACAAUUGAUAUACAAAAGAGUGUGGAACCACAGCAGAUUUAUCGACCAGCUCCGGGAAAAUUGAUUUCAGAGAAAGAUAAAAGGAGACUUCAGAAUGUGAUGGCAUAUGGCGAGCAUGGGAAGGACAUAGAAGAUGUUCCAACACAGAGAAGACCACCACCCAAAGAAAUGGCACCAGAAAAAGAAGUUGAUAGAUUUGAUGAGAUUCUUCAGGAAAUAGAAGAUCGUAAAAGUUUCCUAGAUGAGAUGGAGGCUCUUGGAGAAGGAAAGAAAUAUAGAACCAUAAUAAUGACAGAGAUAUCACAGAAAAUAAGGGAGCUUGAACUUAUAGACAAGGAAAGAAGCAAAGAGCUCAAUCUGGCUGAGUAGCAAAGGCCCAAGUGAAGAGUAGAGACAUUUUUAUAUUUAAAAAUAAAUUAUUUCUCACCACUUAGGUACUAGAGUAAAUUCAGCUUCAGCUUCUAGAAACUCCUCUUACCUGAUAUUUAGAGCAGAUUCAUGCAAAACUGCUAUGUUCCCAUUAGUGCAUUGAAAAAUUUUAAGGGAGCCAGUAUCUGUGAGUGUGGCCCAAAUUGUGGGUAUUAUUUGUGGCCCUGAUCUCUUCUUACAGACUCAAAACAUAUUUUUCCUGUCCGACAACUGAACAAAGAAACACACUUGUGUAUGAAGUUGAAGGGCAUUUUUGCAGAGUGUUCUUUUUCUGAAUGGAAAAACAAUAAUGGUGUGAUACCCUAAACAAGAACAGAGAAUGUACCACCAACUUGUAAAAAUAUUUUUUAUUGAAAGUUCUAUUUGAUCUGUAUAUUGUUAACCUCUUAGUGUAAGAUAUAGAUAUUUAUGAAUAUCAUACACAUUUUUUUAGUGUUAUACCUAACCUAAACUAACAUUAAUUUUCAAAAAAAUAGUUCUUCAUGUAUCACCCUUCAACCUCAAGUUCACAACACUUCUGUUACUUUUGAACACACAUGCAAUUUGGAGGUGUGUCAAAAAUCACUGCCUGCUGUCCAAACAUUUAAAUGCAAGAUAAAGUCCAAAAAAUUAAUCCUGUCUUGCUCUAACCAAGGCUUGUAAAACCAACCCUUUCAAAGACUAUGACCCUUUAGCAGCUAUGUACCAGACACCAUAGGGGCCUAGAACCCAAUUUGAUAAAUUAAGUAAUUUAUUUUAAUUAAAAUGGGACAGUUUUGAAAGCAUUAAGGCAAAGAAAAAGAAUCUAAAUAAUUUUUUAAUCCAUAUUGUAACCAUCUCAUAAUCAUUCUAAGCACAGAAAUAUCAAGCAAAGCUCAGCAGUGCUGGUUAAACCAGUAAUCUACUCAUGUCAAGAUUAAAUGUUCUGACCUUUCCACAAAGGUAAUGCGAAACUUUGUAGGAUGUACAUGUAAAUGAAGUCUGGCUCAAGCUAUGGUUUAAACAACUUAUGGACCAGCAAAUUUCUUUAAAAGUGGUUUGUUUGAAGUGAAAAAUUAGAUUAUUUUAUGAAGUGUUAGAUGCCAGCCUUCUUUGAAAUGUUCACACUAAUCAAUAUUCAAAUAAAACACUUAAUUUGGCCAAAUAGGAGAUAGCCUGUGAGCAGGCCAUUUCAGCACAA